UGAGGUUUUAAAACCAAUUCCACAUAUCUAACGUUCACCAAACAAGAUUUUCCUAGACAGUGUAUCCGUAGUAGCUUAGGUACCGGCAUUUAAAGAUGAAUGUAUCAAAUCAAGAUUGGCUGCUAAGCGAGUCAGAUCAAAGUGACUUUGUCUUGACUCAAGUCAAUCUUUUGUAACGUUCUCCAAUUGCAACAAUUGUUUGCAGUGUUUGCGGUCAAAAAUAAUUAAUUGAAUUAAAGUUAAUAAAAUUUGUUUGAGUGUUUUAUGUUAUUUGGUUUUCUUGCUUUGGUGUUCCGUGGAGACGUUAGAAUAUUUAUUGCUUAAUUUUUCAUAUUUUCCCAAAAUAACUGAAUUAAUUCCACCAUGAAAUAGUGUAUGACUUCCGAAGAUAUCGCAGUGAAAUAAAGUGACCAUAAUUCAGUGCCAAAUUUCCAAUAAGUCUACUGCCAAAGUGUUCGUGAAAGACCUCCAAACAUAAAUCUCUGAACCAUUCAAAAUCGAUAAAUCUCGUCUAUCAUAAUUAUGACAAAGUACAACAAAGCAACAGCUACUGCUAAUGACGCUGAAUCUUCGAAAGAAAGUGGAAUAACAUAUGGCAAGUACGAAGGCCUAAGGAUCACAAAAAAUGUGGUCAUUAUUGGUUUGGCUUUUAUGAUACACUUCACCGCCUUUCACGGAACAUCAAAUCUACAAAGCUCGGUUAAUUCGGACGCAGCUCUAGGAACGACAACUUUGGCUGUUAUUUAUGGAUCUCUUAUUUUAUCGAAUAUCUUUCUACCGUCGUACGUUAUAAGAUGGCUGGGCUGCAAGUGGACAAUGGCCGUAUCCUUUAUAGCAUACAUGCCUUUCAUUGCCGCACAAUUCUAUCCACAUUUUUACACACUCAUACCAGCUGCACUGGGGGUCGGAUUUGGUGGAGGACCACUAUGGUGUGCAAAGUGCACCUUCUUAACUAUUGUAGCGGAAGCCAUGAGCAACAUAUUGGAUGAUACCAGCAAGCAGGUUCUUGUUGUUCGCUUUUUUGGUUUAUUUUUCGUUUUCUACCAAAUGGCGCAAGUGUGGGGUAACCUAAUUUCGUCCUUGGUGCUUUCGUUCGACACAAACGAUUCUGCCUCCGAUUUUCUCCAAAAUGCCACAAUCAAUGUAGACGAGGAAACCAUGAAGAAGGUUGGUGAGAUUUGCGGAGCGAGAUUUUGUCCAGGGGUUGGUGCUAAUGAAAAUCCGAAUUUAAUUCCACCUCCACCAGAGAAAAUUCAAAUGUUGUCAGGAAUAUUUUUGGGGUGCAUGCUGUUGGCGGUUUUACUGAUUGUGUUUCUCGUUGAUUCUCAAAAGCGGUAUGGCGUAAGGCGAGGACGAGAUGAGGGAGCAGCCUCUGGUUGUAAGCUGUUAGCAUCCACGGUUCGUUUAUUAUCCGAAAAGUAUCAACUUUUACUAUUACCCAUUACGAUGUUUAUUGGAGCCGAGGAGGCCUUCGUUGCCGUUGAUUUCACUGCGUCAUUCGUCGCUUGCGGCUGGGGCAUUUCCCGAAUUGGCUACGUGAUGAUAUGUUUCGGUGUUGCUAAUGCAAUUGCGGCCGGGCUAGCUGGAGCUCUAGCAAAAUUAUUGGGACGCAUCCCCAUCACGAUAGCUGUUUUUGUUCUUCACGCCUCGUUACUUGUCUGGAUGCAUGAAUGGAUUGCGGUCGCAAAUGAUUACAUGACGUACUGUAUCAUGGCUGCACUUUGGGGAAUUGCAGACGGAGUCUGGCUGGUGAAUGUAAACGCACUCAGCGGAAUACUAUUUCCCGGGAAGGAGAUUGCAGCAUUCAGCAACUUUAAAUUAUGGGAAGCUGUCGGUUCUGUUCUCGGAUAUGUUGUUAGUCCGAUGCUAUGCACAUAUCUGAAGCUCCGGUGCUUGCUCGGACUAAUGACUGUUGGUGUUAUCGGUUAUUGCACGAUCGAAUAUAUUGAGAAAAAAGAAAAAGGAAAUAUAAAUCGCGACCAUACCCUGGCCGUGUUCGACCAGGAGCCUGCAGUACAGCAAAUUACAACAUUUUGAAUGCGUCGUUUGUUAAUAUUUAACUUGAUGUAUGAGACGCAUGUGUUUGUUUACAAUAAAUGAAAUGUUACCAUUGUUUUGAAA
Messenger RNA from Hermetia illucens (black soldier fly), 2121 nucleotides. Its product is annotated as UNC93-like protein. Gene Ontology annotation, molecular function: potassium channel regulator activity. Gene Ontology annotation, biological process: regulation of muscle contraction; regulation of potassium ion transport. The transcript has 8 exons. The coding region runs from base 523 to 2037 and encodes 504 amino acids. Gene Ontology annotation, cellular component: striated muscle dense body; plasma membrane. The record is from RefSeq and is a predicted model, not a curated record. NCBI's taxonomy places the organism in Eukaryota, Metazoa, Arthropoda, Insecta, Diptera, Stratiomyidae.